AUGUUGUUUCUACUUCUUCCGUUUUUCCAAGUAUCCUUUUCGAAAGCUAUCACGGACACGAGAGUUUUUGACCAUGAGUUCCCAAGCUACGUUCAAAUCGUGAAUCAACGAAGAAAGGGCUUCUGCGGUGGGACCAUUCUUGAUUCAAGACAUGUUCUCUCAGCUGCUCAUUGUAACGUAACUGCUGGUCAAAUCGUCCACUAUGGAACAGCAUCAGUCGGCCCAGAAAGUGGUGAUGGCUUCGUAACAUUCGUCAGAAAAGUCAGCACGAUCGGCCAGCGACUUCAAGAGUCGAAAAUCUGGAGCAACGACAUGGCGAUUAUCAGAGUUUCUCCUCCCUUUCGAUUUGACAACGCAAAUGUUCGACCGGUGAAAUUGGGAAGCAAGAAAGAGUUCGACAAAUAUGUCGAAAAAGGGAAGAUCAAAUGCUUGUUGGUCGGGAAAGGACGAGUUUCAACAGGAGACAAUAUCAAGUACCCAAAGAAUCUUCAGAAGGGGUACCAGAUUUUUGACAAUACGAGAACUUGUGAGGGUUAUUUCAAGAGAGAAACAGAUCUACCGAACAUUCCAACAUCCGACGGCUGCUUUUUAACAGUUGGCUCUGAUGGUUCAACUGGUUGCAAGGGCGACUCUGGUGGCCCAUUGUUCUGCUUUUUGCCAGAAAAGAAGAUUUGGAAACAAUUUGGAAUCGCGAGUUUUGCUGAUAAAGACUGCGACAAGCGCACUGCUUGGUGGGCUCCUUUUGUCGCUGGCAAAUUCAUCUCAAAGGCAAGUCCCUUUGAUCGAGAAUCUUGUAAAGUCUUCACAAACCGAAGGAGUUCUCAAAUCGUGAGGGAUCAAAAUCGCAAUCCAAAUCUUCGUCGAACUUUGAGCCGUCAAAGUUUCAGCCGCGCUCGAAGAAAUCUACUCGAUCUUGCUGGUCAAGUUCUUGCCUCUCCACAGCGCAAUCAAGGAAGAACCACUUCUCAGCCUGUUUGGAGAAAUCCCUCGACAGAGAACAACCAGGACACUUACAGAAAUGUAUCGCGAUCGUACUCAAGAAGAGUGAACGAAUCCAUUGCCGAGCCACCUGAAGACGCCGAUGAUUCCGUAUUCGAGCAAUCUACAGUUCUUGAACAGACAGUUCUUGAGCCGCUGCCGAUAAUUGAGACGAACAACCAUCGCAUCGAAAUUCCGCAAAAAUUCUUGCCCCUGAAAAAUACCAAAAAGAAACAAUGA
Molecule: messenger RNA, 1218 nt
Organism: Oikopleura dioica
Lineage: Eukaryota; Metazoa; Chordata; Appendicularia; Copelata; Oikopleuridae
Source: the annotation of a GenBank genome assembly